Messenger RNA from Anguilla rostrata (American eel), 2167 nucleotides. RefSeq names its product cytosolic thiouridylase subunit 2 homolog (S. pombe) (gene ctu2). The transcript is spliced from 15 exons. Gene Ontology annotation, molecular function: sulfurtransferase activity; tRNA binding. NCBI's taxonomy places the organism in Eukaryota, Metazoa, Chordata, Actinopteri, Anguilliformes, Anguillidae. Gene Ontology annotation, biological process: tRNA wobble position uridine thiolation. Bases 243 to 1856 code for a protein of 537 amino acids. The record is from RefSeq and is a predicted model, not a curated record. Gene Ontology annotation, cellular component: cytosol.
AUGUUGCACGCGCCUGAGCAGAAGUGAUCAUCUGCCGAAUGCAGCAUGUCAACUAGCUAACCGGCUUAUUUUACAGUGCUUGUCUGGAUAAUACAUUAAAAGUACACAAUUAUGCACCUGUGUUAGAAAUAUAUGUUAACGCUGUAUGUAACACUAACUAACGAGGUUGUGUCAUCAAGAAAUUCAGAUUAUCUCUUGGGAAAACUUGAGUACUUUAACUAGCUAGCCUAGCAUCACAGAAAAUGUGUCAAGUGGAUGAGGAAUAUAGCGACCAGCUGGAAAAGAGAACUGCACCAACUGUGUUUCAGAAAUGCGUAAAAUGUAAAGACGGCACUGCUGUGUUGAUCAUCCGGGCUGGCGAUGCCUUCUGCAGGUGCUGCUUUAAGGAGUACUUCAUACACAAAUUCCGAGCCAUGCUGGGCAAGAACCGUCUCAUCUUUCCCGGCGAGAAGGUUCUCCUUGCCGUAUCUGGGGGACCAGCCUCCAGCUCCAUGCUGUCACAAGUCCAAGAGGGUUUGAGCCAGGAUGCACCAAAGAAGUUAAGAUUUAUUCCAGGAAUCAUCUACAUAGAUGAGGGUGGGGUUUGUGGUAUGAGCUUGGAGGAACGUGAUAGGUCGAUAGCCCAACUGGAGUCCAUAUUCAGGGCCACGGGCUACCCUUUCCACAUAGUCCGUCUGGAACAGGUGUUUGACCUGCCCACGUCAGUGCUGGGGGCUGUUCCUCCAGCUCCACAGAGGCCCGAAAGUGGCUACAAAGCAGCCGUGGACCAGUUCAUCCAGAACGAUAGAGCCAGGGCGUCGUGCUCUCCAGCCGAGGGGGGCGGGGAGCGGGACGGGGAGCGGGACCCCGCCGUGUGGGAUGCCCAGGUUCGGCUGUCCCGCCUGGAGACCCGGGAUGCCCCAGACGGGACACCCCCGCCAGUGGUGCGGCACGGUGAGGACCUGGAGAGAUUAUUUUCCUCAGUGAGGACUCUGACUGCUAAAGAGGACAUGCUGCAGACACUGAGGCAUCACCUCCUGGUGCACACGGCGAGGACCCAGGGCUACACCAAGGUGAUGACGGGGGACAGCUGCUCUCGGCUGGCGGUGAAGUUGCUUAGCAAUAUUGCGCAGGGCAGGGGGGCGACGCUGGCCACGGACACGGGGUUCUCCGAUCCUCGCCACGGCGACGUCGUCAUCGUCCGUCCCAUGAGAGACUACUCCUCCAAAGAGAUCGCCUUCUACAACAAGAUGUUCGGGGUCCCGUCCGUGUUCGUCCCGGGGCUGGACACCAAGGCCUCAGACAAGGCCAGCAUCCAGCUGCUGACGGAGAGCUUUGUCACCAAGCUACAGGCCGACUUCCCUUCCACCGUCAGCACCAUCUACAGGACCAGCGAGAAGCUGCGCACGGCCCGUCCGUCCCAGAACGCGGACUCGGAAACCUCCGCCAGGUGCCUGCUGUGCGUGUGCGCCGUGGACACUAAAGCAGAGGAAGCUUCCGCCUUCCACGCCACGCUGGUCUCGGAGAGGCUGUCCCAGAAGCGGGUGCCCGGGGGGGCGCUCCCAGGCACAUCGGCGCGGGACGACGCAGCCGGGCAGUGCUGCUCCUCCUCAGGGGGCGAGGGGGGCGGGGGCGGGGGCGGGGGCUGCGGUGCCGGAGGAGGGGGCUGCUGCUCCCCCACCAGGACCCCCACCACUACAGACCUGAAGAGUCUGCUGUGCUACAGCUGCAGACUUACUGUCAAAGACAUGACCGCCGUGGACUUCCUGCCGCGGUACAUCGUCUCCGAGGCGGAGCGCAGGAGCAGGAGGUCACGGAUGAAGCAGGAGAUCAGCGAGUUCCUGCUGGACGAGGAAGAGGACGAAGAAACGUGCUGACGACCGGAGGAGGCUGGAGGAACGUCCGAGCCGCACACAGGCCUCUAAUCUCAGCCACACAUCAGCGUAUGGCCGUUACCCCACAGCGCCUGGCCUGGCCCUGUCUGAAGCCCAGUGAGGUUGGGUCAUUCUGGGGCCUUUUCAGCUAAACUACACAACUUCACCGCUGGUUUUUAAUGGAUUUUUUUAAACUCAAGAAAACUCUUUGGCUGUGAACGGCAAGGAACGAACUUCACGGGGAACAGUUUUAUUGGCGUUAAUUUAAUUUACCUUUUUAAAUGAAUUAAUAAAGACCCAGCUACUUUGUAGAA